Messenger RNA from Dictyostelium purpureum, 372 nucleotides. RefSeq lists its product as uncharacterized. The coding region runs from base 1 to 372 and encodes 123 amino acids. NCBI's taxonomy places the organism in Eukaryota, Evosea, Eumycetozoa, Dictyosteliales, Dictyosteliaceae. The record is from RefSeq and is a predicted model, not a curated record. The transcript is spliced from 5 exons.
AUGUUUAAACCUUUCGAGAGCAAUCACAAAGUUGCAGAAACUCAAAUUCUUUCAAUCUCGGGGAAAUCUGCAAAAUUCAAAUCAAUUGCAAGAUCAACAACUUCAAAUACAAUUGUAACUAGCCAAAGUGUAGGUGAAUUAACUACAACCAGUGCAUCGAGUAGUUUCAUUUUGGGUGCAAACUCUGUAUCAGAAUUAACCACAGCAAAUACACCAAGCGAACAAACAAACAGCAUUCAUUCGUUUUGGUCCUCAGCAUUAUCAUCAUCAGCAGCAUUCAUUUUCAGCAUUCAUCUUGGUCCUCAUCAUUAUCAUCAUGAGCAUCCUCACCUACAUCCUCACCGGCAUUCAUCUUGGUCCUCAGCAUCAUGA